CAACAAGGUAAAUUUUCCCGAGUCUUUCUCCUAGAAUCCGCUCUUUGAUUAAAACUAUGUUGAUUUCUAAGAUACUUGUCAAAAAUUGCAAUUAAAAGUUGAAAAACUCUUGCCCACACACUUUAAUCCCAGAUUAAGUUGUGAUGGUCUAUGGAUAGAUGGCAGACAAACGAAGAUGGUCGACUCGUUCAUUGGCCAAUCGGGAAUCAAAGGGGAGGGGCUCAUGGUUUUCGUUGUUAGCAUCGUUACGUGUAAAAUUUCAACGGGGAGUUGACGUAACAAUAUCUAGUACCUGUUUCGUGCGGAGUUUUGUUGAAGCUGGCAACUACGAAAAGAUGGUUGCUGUUGCAGAAUUCUAACCCAAAGAUGGAGUAGUAGUUAUUGCAGAUGUGUCAAAAACCAUAGCCAGAUAGCCCGACUUAAAUAUUAAACACUCGAUCAACAUUUUCGGGCGGCGUCUUGAUUUAUUUGUGUAUUCAAUCGCCGAAAAGCAGCAGUUUCUUCAAGUGAAGUUUGACCAAGAAAUAGCCCCCGUCUGCCGCUCCUCGAGGAGAGGACAAUGAGAAUGGUGUUGUCACAGCGCCAAAAAGAAGAAUUGAAUAGAGCAAUUGCUGACUACUUACUAUCCAGCGGCCAUGUAGACUCACUUGAAGCAUUUAAGAGAGAAGCAGACAUUAGUGGAGAUGUUGACAAAAAGUACACUGGGUUGCUGGAAAAGAAGUGGACUUCUGUUGUCAGGCUUCAGAAACGGGUGAUGGAGCUAGAAGCCAAAUUGGCUGAAGCUGAGAAAGAAUUCAUUGCUGGGGCCCCAACGAGGGAAAAGCGGAGCCCCACAGAAUGGAUUCCCAGAGCUCCAGAGAAGUACAUUUUGUCUGGUCAUCGAGCACCAGUUACCAAGGUGGUGUUUCAUCCUGUAUUUAGUGUUUUCGUCUCAGCAAGCGAAGACGCCACUAUCAAAUUAUGGGAUUUCGAAACGGGUGACUUUGAACGUACGCUCAAGGGCCACACUGACUCGGUGCAAGACGUAACCUUUGACUCGAACGGGAAAAUGCUUGCUUCUUGCAGUGCAGACAUGUCGGUCAAGUUGUGGGAUUUCAACACGUUCGAGUGCACCAAAACGUUGCAGGGUCAUGACCAUAACGUUAGCAGCGUCACCUUCCUACCUACGGGCGAUUUUCUCGUCUCGUCCAGUCGUGAUAAAACCAUAAAAAUCUGGGAAGUGGCAACCGGGUAUUGCGUCAAGACUCUUUCGGGACACCGAGAGUGGGUGCGGCAGAUCAGAGUAUCACCCGACGGUCUUUUACUCGCCUCUUGUUCCAACGACCAAACCGUCCGCAUUUGGCUUCUCUCCUCCAAGGAAUGCAAGAUGGAGAUGCGAGAGCACGAGCACGUAGUCGAAUGUGUUGCCUGGGCGCCCGAGUCUGCUACGGCAGCUAUUCAAGAGGCCACAGCUUUGGCUGCCUCUUCUUCCAACUCGGCACCCACUGAGAACCAUAAAAAAUCCAAUCUCACGGGCCCCUUCUUGGCAUCCGGCUCUCGAGAUAAAUCCAUCAAGAUCUGGGAUGUAUCUACUGGCCUGUGCGUUCUAACUCUGACCGGGCACGACAAUUGGGUGCGCGGCCUGGUAUUCCACACGGGUGGCAAGUACUUGCUAAGUGCCGCUGACGACAAGACGCUUCGCGUUUGGGAUCUGCGUCACAGGCGGUGCCUCAAAACCCUCGAAGCUCACCAGCACUUUUGCACGUCUCUGGAUCUCCACCGUACGGCGCCCUACGUAGUGACGGGCAGUGUCGAUCAGACGGUCAAAGUCUGGGAAUGUCGCUGAAGAAGGAUCGAGAUAGAAAGAACACGAGGAAGAAAAUUACCAGACGUUAACAUAACAACAAAAAGGAUAAUACCGAUAAAACCAGAAAAAAAAGCUAUCAAACUAAUGCGGAUUAUUUCGUUAGAACCCUUAAACAAUCAUUUUUUUUUCUUUGUUAUUUUUUCGCCUCUUAAACAACUCAAAAAGUAAAAAAACAACAACAACAUAUUUUGGCACUUCUUCUAAUUCUUCAGUGAAAAUGUAAAAAUCCUUCCUUCUGUAUUCCCUCACAACCCCAAUUUUUUUUUUUUUUUGCAGCAUAAAGCCGGGCAGGGCGCGGUGUUCCCACAGUGUGCCAUUGUUGGUUCUAUUUCAAAACAAACAAAAAAAAAAUGAAAAACAAAAGCAACAAAAAAAAAAACACAAGAGAAAUGAAAAAAUUUGGAAAGAAUAAUAUCUUACCACCCUCAAAAUAGCAGCAGCAGAGAUCGAUUCAGAGUGGAUUUUUUUUUUUGGGUUUCAUUCAUGCUUGAAAGCUGACGCACUUGUAUCCUCUCUCGAAUAACGGCGCACUAUACAUCUUCUCGAAAAAAAACAACAACAUAAUGUCCUACAGCCUUUUUGAAUAGGUAAAGAAGAAGAAAAAGCUUAUGUUUUAUUUUCAUUCCUCUCUUCCGCGCUCCAGUUUGUUUUGUUUGUAAUUUUUCCUUUCUUUUUUUCACAUCUGGGCCUGUACAUGUUUCUCUCAUCAAACGAAAAAAAAAAGAAAACAGACUCAUCAAAGUUGGAUUAUUUUCCAUCUUUUUUUUUCUCUAUCUAAAUAAUUUUGUGUAGUCUUUUGCAGCACACGGAGGGGAUAAUGGGAAAAAGUUCUUUCUUUCGAUCUUUUUCAAUUCGCUCAUUGUCAUGCCAUCAUCAUUUGUUAAACGUGUAAAAAUCACGAAACUAUUUUAUAAUCUUUUUUUUUUCCCUUUUAUUUGGGUUGUAGUUAAUGUUUUUCCUUCUUCUCAGAAAAAAAAUUCCCCGGUUGUAUUUUUUGUUCUAAUUCUCACUUUAGGUGCCUCUAUGAAGAAAAAAAAAAUUACCUUUUCAUUUAUUUUUUUUUUUUUUCUCCCUUCCAGAUCCUUGAACCUGCCUUUUGCCCUUUCUCCUCGAUCCCUUACUUAAUUAUUAUAACUAUAUAAUGAUUAUUAUUUUGUGGUUUUUAAAAAUUGUUUAGUUAUUAUCUCAUUUUUUCUCUGAAAAUCCAAAUUUCGAAUCCCAAACAUUUUUUUUUUGUUGUUGCUGCUGCUGUUGCUGUAUCGGCAAUACAUCCACCGUGUGGCACUGGUGUCGAUAACGAGAUUGAA
Molecule: messenger RNA, 3153 nt
Organism: Daphnia pulex (common water flea)
Lineage: Eukaryota; Metazoa; Arthropoda; Branchiopoda; Diplostraca; Daphniidae
Gene: Lis-1
Product: lissencephaly-1 homolog
Exons: 8
Coding region: 560-1825 (421 amino acids)
Biological process (GO): microtubule organizing center organization; vesicle transport along microtubule; retrograde axonal transport
Cellular component (GO): nuclear envelope; neuronal cell body; microtubule associated complex
Molecular function (GO): microtubule plus-end binding; dynein complex binding
Source: RefSeq, a predicted model, not a curated record